AUGAGCUUUUCCUAUCUGAGUAGACCGAAAAUUCGACUUUUUGGAAGGGACGUUAAAAAGGGACCCCCCCGAAAGGCGAAUAGGAAGCUUCAAGCCAUCUGGGAUUCCACCUUUGAUCGAGAUGAAGUUGUAGUUUUAACUAGGAAUCCAAGGGUUGCCGAUCAAAAAAGAGGGCGGGGUUGGGUCUGGCCUUCUCCUCAUCAUAUUAAAGGGGCUCUGUAUGAGGCUCGUACUGCGGAGCAAUCGAAGAAUAAGGGCGCGCAUUCUAUCUACAAAAGAAGGUCAACGGGGGAUACUAAAGUUGCUCUCACUGACACCAUCUACGAGAAGGUGAGGUCGUCUUUCUUUCCAGCCGCCAUACGGUUCGCCUUAAAGCCGGAGAAAGGGAGGAGCUGUUAUCUAUGUAAUUACGAUCUUUGUUGGCCGUUGUUCCGGUCGAGCACUCUCUUUUCUUUGCUUUGUUCAAUAGAGUCUUACCAAACAAGACUGACUUCUAACCAACCCGCGAAGGGUUGUGAAGUUGGACCAGGUACGAAGAUUGAAUCUAUAUCUUUGUACGAUACGGAAGUUGCUGGCCGGCGGCCGCUCAACUAUUCGAGCGCAAUACAGUGGUGGUUGGUUCCGAUUCGACAAGGGUAUAAUGCCUGGUCGAAGGUCCAGUACAGUGGCUAG
Vicia faba (fava bean) is the source of this 672-nucleotide messenger RNA. Lineage: Eukaryota; Viridiplantae; Streptophyta; Magnoliopsida; Fabales; Fabaceae. The record is from the annotation of a GenBank genome assembly.